This is a messenger RNA of Cyprinodon variegatus (sheepshead minnow), 2498 nucleotides long. It is a transcript of the gene aqp4, whose product is annotated as aquaporin 4. The coding region runs from base 111 to 1088 and encodes 325 amino acids. The transcript has 5 exons. Gene Ontology annotation, cellular component: basolateral plasma membrane; plasma membrane. NCBI's taxonomy places the organism in Eukaryota, Metazoa, Chordata, Actinopteri, Cyprinodontiformes, Cyprinodontidae. Gene Ontology annotation, molecular function: water channel activity. Gene Ontology annotation, biological process: transmembrane transport. The record is from RefSeq and is a predicted model, not a curated record.
CAACCUGCUGCUCCUCUGUUAACCCUGUAGGCCACUGGCAAUAGGACUUGACAAAUAUAUUUGUAAUUAAGGGCUAGAUAUCUGUUCUGCUUAACAGAUUACCAGGACUUAUGAAUGAAAUAUCACAGACUACGGGGACAGAAAGAGACAGAAUAUAUAAGCGCAUUCGGAGCUUCCUGUCCCGCUCUAACUGUCGGAGUAUAAUGGUGGCUUUUAAAGGGAUCUGGACAAAGAGCUUCUGGAGGGCUGUGUCAGGUGAAUAUGCAGCCAGCUUGAUCUUUGUGCUCCUCAGCCUUGGCUCCACUAUCAACUGGGCUGCAGGGGAGGACAAUCCCCCUCCUGCUGACUUGGUGCUGAUCUCCCUUUGCUUUGGCCUCAGCAUUGCCACUAUGGUUCAGUGUUUCGGGCACAUCAGUGGCGGCCACAUAAACCCAGCUGUCACUGCAGCCAUGGUUAUAACCAGAAAGUUAAGCCUUGCAAAAGGUGUGUUCUAUGUGGUGGCUCAGUGUCUAGGAGCCAUCACCGGAGCUGGCAUACUCUACGCUGUUACACCUGCGGAUGUUCGAGGAUCUCUCGGUGUUACUAUGGUGAACUCCAAGAUCUCAUUAGGACAUGCCCUUCUUGUUGAGCUUUUCAUUACUUUCGAACUGGUCUUCACCAUCUUUGCCACUUGUGAUCCCAGACGUACAGACCUAAGUGGCUCUGCAAGCCUAGCCAUUGGAUUUGCAGUAGCUAUCGGACACUUCUUUGCAAUUCCUUACACAGGAGCCAGCAUGAACCCAGCUCGUUCAUUUGGACCUGCGAUGGUCACACUUAACUUUGACAACCACUGGGUGUACUGGCUGGGCCCUGUUCUGGGAGGAAUCUUGGCUGCAGCUUUGUAUGAAUAUCUUUACUGUCCCGACCCUGAAGUGAAACAGAAGCUGAAGCAAGUCUUUACGAAGGAAUUAACAGGAAAGUACAAAGUGGUGGAAAGUGAUGAGACCAUCAUCAAGCCAGGCUCUAUCCAUAACAUUGAUCUUGCAGAGAAAGUAGAGAAGAAUGAUCCCUUUCAGGAGUCGUCCGGAGAAGUACUGUCCUCUGUAUGACUAUCACACGCACUGGAAAUGGAGACCAAUUUAUAAAAGAUGACAAGCAAACUUCUAUCGUAAAGCAGACUAUAAUUUCUGUCAGAAACGCAAGGCUGUAUUACUUUCACUGUCAUACCAUUAACACAUUAGAGCUAAAUCGUCCACACAACUGCAGAACAUUCAAGACUGUUGCUCAGGGAUGCUCUGAAUGAUCAUUUUUGCACACAAUGCAUCCUGUUAAAAUGACAGCAAGCAAUGCAUUAUGGGAGGGAAAUGUGUGUAGGGGGUCAGCCAAUUAUGCUGGGUCAUUCUGCUGUACUGAAAGAUUGAGGAAGAAUAUGCAGCCUUGUUAUUUUUGGAUUAGUGUCUCAUUUGCUCUGCCUUCUGCAUGUGUGAUAAAAGGCAGGAUGGUCCUUGUGAUCAUUAAGCACAUUAAGGAUUCGAUGCAAAGUAAGGGAGCGUUGACAAGCUGUACGAGCAGAGCUGUAUCACAGAGCUCUCCAUUUUCAGUGCAUUAAUCAGGUAAACAACUUGCUAUGCUUUCUUCAAGUUCAUCUCCACUUUGUUGUCUGUUAUUGUACAACUAUUCCUUCUUUUCCUUUCACUGUAAUCAUUGAAGUUUUGUUGUCUUUGUGAACUAGAUCCAUUUUCUUGCACAUUUUAUCAAUAUAUAUGAAGAAGAGGUUUUUUCAUUUAAUGGGUGAGUUCCUCCUUGUAACCCACCUCCAUACAUUUUGUGCUUUAUAAAGAUACUGGUACAAAGUGCAAAUUUGUGAGGACUUUCUUUUAUACAUUUCUCAAAUUUCAUACUAUUAUAUUAAUAUCCAAUAUGAUUCAUUAUUUUUGGAUGAUUAAAUGAAAUUCUGAUAAAGAUUCGAGCUCUUUGGUUUAGGAAACAGUGACAUUUGUAUUUAACUAAAUUCCCUAUCAUGCACUUUCUACUGCAAAGUAUUCUGCCCAUACCUCUAUUCCUGGACAUAAUAUAAGAAAAAGAUGAUUGAAGGAUAUAGAAUAUAUUACAUUUUUUGGUUGUUUGGUCAUCCUGUCCUACAUAUAGUUCCUGCUCUGGGUUGUGAGCCAUAUCACUCAUAUCUAAAUCCAGCAAUGACUGUAUAAACAGUCAGAUACAAAGCUAGGGUUUGCCAUUGGCUGCCCCUUUGACCCCUAACCAAGAGAUGUGUUAUUCCCAUGUCGAUGUAAUUCACCACCACCAGAUCAAGCAGUUCUCCUCUAAAACGGGCCACAGUGAUACUCUGAAGUACUAUGUCCAGACUGUUAGUAAUUCUUGUUGUCUUGUUGUAUAUUAACUAUAAAUUGACAAGAAAAGCAUAAAUAAAUUACUUGUAUCAAUAUAUUGACAUUAAAUGUGACAAAGAAUUCAUGCUAUUUUCAUAACUUUUUCCUCUGUUAUUUGUAUUUUUUCUAGAA